Chanos chanos (milkfish) is the source of this 1386-nucleotide messenger RNA. RefSeq names its product diamine acetyltransferase 2-like. Lineage: Eukaryota; Metazoa; Chordata; Actinopteri; Gonorynchiformes; Chanidae. The transcript is spliced from 7 exons. The coding region runs from base 141 to 656 and encodes 171 amino acids. The record is from RefSeq and is a predicted model, not a curated record. Gene Ontology annotation, molecular function: N-acetyltransferase activity.
GGUUGUUCUUAGCUCUCGACCGAUAUUCUCUUGCCGUCUCAAGCAUUAGGCCUAAUUUGAUCUGACGAGACUCGUGCCUCACGCUAGCGUUCUGUCACAGCUGCAUCUGCAAUAGCCUAACCAACACCUGUCUUGUAGUAAUGGAUUUCACGAUUCGGGCUGCCACGCUUGAAGACUGCAAGGACAUCUCACGCAUGAUAAUGGAACUGGCCGAAUAUGAGAAACUCUCGGACCGCGUUAAAGUUACUCAAAGAGACUUGGAGCAGGAUGGAUUUUCCAAAAAUCCAUUUUUCCAUGGAAUAAUCGCAGAGGUUCCUGAAAAGCACAAGUCAAAAGAGGGUCAUACCAAGGUGGGUUACUCCUUGUAUUUCUACACAUACAGCUCUUGGAAAGGCCGCGCUGUGUACAUGGAAGACCUGUAUGUGAUGCCUGAGUUCAGAGGUAAAGGCAUUGGGAAAGCGCUGAUGAGCAAGGUUGCCCAGCUUGGUCUUGCUGCUGGAUGUAACCAGUUAGAUUUUACUGUAUUGGACUGGAACAAGCCGUCGCUUGAUUUCUACCUGAGUCAGGGCUGCUUGGACAUCACUGCCAACAUUGGGUAUCACUGCAUGCGCUGUGAGGGCGACGCCCUUGAACGCCUGGCCCAGGGUGACACUUAAAAGAAUGGAGCACGUCUGCUCACCCCUGACCUCAUGCCUUAAGGCCAGAGGUCACACAUCUAACUUAUAUGACAAUUCAAAAUAAAGCAAAAACAUUGUACAGUACCUCAUCCAGGUAAUAUAUGAAGUAAUGUUUUCCACUCUGUGUGUCCAUCCGUCCAUAUACCCGAUACACCAACCCCAUCUUAGCUGUGAGGUAAUGAGGAAAAGGUGAUGUCAACCAAAGAUUUUCGCAGUUUUGUAGUAAAACUUGAAGUACUGUUCAUUUUUGUGAAGCACAAAACCAGUAAGUGUUAGACGUCAACCUGUUUGCUGCUGAACGAUUAGUCCUGUUGUGUCCUCCCUCGGGCUAUAACUGAAAAACGACUGCGACUGAAAAACGACAAGUAACUCAGACGUACCUUGGGGCUCAGCUGGUUUUUGAUUGAUUGGAAUCCGUUAUAUCCAUUGUUCAUUUUAGGCGCUUCAUUCAUAAAUUUGAUCUCAGACAUUUAAAGAUAGUGUCGGUCAUUUCCAGUUGGUAGAAUGACCACAUAAAGCCAUUAACUGUUUCAUGAAAAUGUUUGAUGUUAUAGCUGUGUUGUAAGUAAAUAACCACUAACAGGGUAGUUUAGGAAACAGUAUGAAACAGGCGAUGGUUAAUGGUUAAGAGUUUUGUCCCAGGGUUUUAAUAUUUAGACUGUUAAUUUAAACAUAUUUGACCAGUGGCCUGAUAGGACAGGCCUCUAAA